This is a messenger RNA of Sus scrofa (pig), 646 nucleotides long. It is a transcript of the gene MAMDC2, whose product is annotated as MAM domain containing 2. NCBI's taxonomy places the organism in Eukaryota, Metazoa, Chordata, Mammalia, Artiodactyla, Suidae. The record is from RefSeq and is marked validated. Gene Ontology annotation, cellular component: membrane.
UACUACAUGUACAUCGAGUCCCACAUGGUGUAUGGACAAAAAGCACAACUCCUGUCCAGGCCUCUGCGAGGCGUUGCUGGAAGACACUGCUUGACCUUUUUCUACCAUAUGUAUGGAGCAGGGACUGGCCUCCUGAAUGUUUAUUUGAAAAAGGAAGGGGACACUGAAGAGCCCCUCUUGUGGAGGAGAAGAGGUGAACAGAGCAUUUCCUGGCUAAAAGCGCUGAUUGAAUACAGCUGUGAGAGGCAACACCAGAUAAUUUUUGAAGCCAUUCGGGGGGUAUCAAUAAGAAGUGAUAUUGCCAUUGAUGAUAUUAAAUUUCAAGCAGGACCCUGCUCAGAAUUGGAAGAUAUAACUCAGCAAUCAUCAGGAUAUUCUGAAGAUUUAAAUGAAAUUGAGUAUUAAGGAAUGAUCUGCAUUGGAUUAACUAAAUAAAAGCCAUACCUCUCUUCAAUCAAAAUGAAAACAAUACAAAUGAGUACUGGACAGUCUUAACCAUUUCGUAAAUUAUAAAAUGACUUCAGAGCACUCUUUCUCAUUACUUUUGCAAAAAAUACUGACUCAGGGCUUUUUUUUUUUUUUUCUUUUUGCAUAUGACAACUGUUACUAGAAGUACAGGCUGCUGGUUUUGCCUAGACGAUCUUAA